Setaria italica (foxtail millet) is the source of this 2456-nucleotide messenger RNA. RefSeq names its product rop guanine nucleotide exchange factor 14. The transcript has 10 exons. Gene Ontology annotation, molecular function: guanyl-nucleotide exchange factor activity. The record is from RefSeq and is a predicted model, not a curated record. The coding region runs from base 635 to 2257 and encodes 540 amino acids. Lineage: Eukaryota; Viridiplantae; Streptophyta; Magnoliopsida; Poales; Poaceae.
GCUGCUCAAGCAUUUAUUGCUCGAGAUAGUCAGACAGUUCGAACACCCUUUCCACACGCACACUCCCCUCGCCUCUCCUUCCCUUCCAUGUUCCAUCCCUGCUAGCGCCCUGCGUCCCUGGCCUGCUGCUCUGCUCCUCACACAUGUUUUCACAUUGAAGUGCCUGCCUGCCUGCCCCCUCGGCCUCACCGGCACAGUGGUAAACAACUGAUCCAUGUCCGGCUGCUGCUCCGGCCGGUGAUCUGUUGGCUUCGGCGCUGCAAAGGUGUUAAACUUUAAUAGGGUGGAGCCAAACAGGCCCUAAAUCGCAAGAUCACCAGUGUACUCCUCGACCGGGUCAUCUUUGCCUAAUCAUUAGGGCCCCAAAAGCCGCGCUGCGAAGAUCCUGGUGCUUGGUGUGUGUGGUUUUUGUGGUUGGGAGGGAACUCGUCGGAACUCGGGACUGUGGUGGCGUGCGACCGUCGCGGUAGUAAACCUGGGCUUCUUUUCUGCGGGCGGGCGGGCGCCAUGUACGCCGCCCCGUGAUUAUUGCGAGUCGGAGUACCAGUAGACACAGCGUUACUGGUGGUGGUGGUAGCGCUGCGCGGCUGGGGAGGAGGAGGAGGAGGAGGAUCGGCGGCGGAGGAGGGCGGAGAUGAGGAUGAAGACGCUGGCGUGCUGCCGGCGGCGGCCGCAGGACUUCAGCAUCGACAUGGACCAGGAGCCCGACAGGGUGAUGACAUAUAAUGGCCUCGAGACCUGCAUUAUCAAUAGUUCCGCCUAUGACGAUGAUAGUGGCAUUAGUGCAACAACAGGUGGAGAUGGCUGUGUUACCACUGAUUCCCUUGAUGAUGAAGUCUCAAGUUGCUCUAGUAAAGAUGCCUCUGGUUCUUCCUUCUCUUCCCACUGCCUUAGCAAGCAGGAGGAGCAUUUAUUUGAUGAGUUGGGUACACCCGUUGCAGUUCAUCUACUUCCUUUCAAAGGGAAGAAGCCAAUCACAUAUACCUUGAGUGCUUCAGAUAUUGAAAACAUGAAGGAAAAAUUUGCAAAGCUAUUGCUCGGUGAUGAUACUUCAGGAGGAGCUAGGGGCGUUUGCACCGCUCUGGCCUUGUCCAAUGGCAUAAUCAAUCUCUCGGCAACUGUUUUUGGGGAACUUUGGAAGCUGGAACCAUUGUGUGAAGAGAAAAAAAUCAGGUGGAAAAAAGAAAUGGACUGGUUGCUGUCUCCUACAACUUAUAUGGUGGAGCUGGUUCCGACGAAGCAAAGUGGGGCUGAUGGAUGCACAUUUGAGAUUAUGACUCCAAAGGCCCGUUCAGAUGUUCAUGUGAACCUUCCUGCUCUUCAGAAGCUUGAUGCGAUGCUCAUUGAAGUGAUGGACUCAAUGAUAGAUACAGAGUUCUGGUAUGAGGAGAGCGGUAGCAGAGCUGAUGGGCGGGGGAAACUUACUGGUCCAAGGAAGAGUAAAAAGUGGUGGCUCCCAUCUCCUCGUGUCCCUGAGCAAGGGCUAUCUCAAUUUCAGCGAAAAAGGCUUGUUUUUCAGGCUAAGCUUGUUCAUCAGAUCCUCAAAGCUGCAAAAUCCAUCAAUGAACAAGUCCUAUUCCAUAUGCCUAUUCCUGCAGCUGUUAUGGAUGCCCUCCCAAAGUCUGGGAGAGCUAGCUUGGGCGAAGAUUUGUAUCAAGCUAUAACCACGGAGUAUAUUCCUAUAGAGGAAAUCUUUGUUUCUCUCAGUUUGAAAACUGAGCAUAGUGUGCUCGAGACUAUAAACCGGUUGGAGGGUGCAGUGUUUGCUUGGAACCAAAGGAUUUUAGAGGAAAAGAGCAAGAAAUCCCCAGCACGGCAUUCCUGGAACUUCAUAAAGGAUAGUUCGUCAGAACUUGACAAGAUGUCGGUGUGCAUCGAAAGGGUCGACACUCUUGUGCAGCUCCUGAAAUCCAGAUUCCCCAACCUGCCUCCAACCUUUAUAGAUGUUCUAAAGGUCCAGUACAACGUGGACGUGGGGCACGCCAUCGUAGAGGCCUACUCUAGGGCUCUUGUUGGGGUAGCAUUCAGCAUACUGUCCCGGGUGGCGGAGAUACUGCUGGAGGACGACCUGAUCAAGAAGCCCAACACCCCCAUGGCGACGCUCAAGUUCGACCUCUCCUCCGACGUGUACCUUGCGGGCAUCACGGAGACGCCGCCGGGCCACAUCCGGCGGUCCCUCAUGGACCAGAUCAGCAUGGUCGACGGGCGCUUCGACGCCGUCGCCAAGAAGAAAGGGGUGAAGCAGCUGAGGUGGUGAGGACCGAGAGUCGGCUGUUGUGAAUCUUUUGGCGAUGUGUACAGGGUGAUGCAGGGCCCAGUUGUCCGCUCCACAAGGUUUACCUUUACUAAUAGCGUACUGAUGUAAUGUGUUUUGCAACCGAGUUUAUAGCGCACUGUUAAGAGCAGCGUUGGUCGAAUGGAUCCCUGCCCGUCGCGGUCUCCGGGUGUUGCUGUUG